This is a messenger RNA of Gasterosteus aculeatus aculeatus (three-spined stickleback), 1544 nucleotides long. RefSeq names its product ribonuclease P/MRP 40 subunit (gene rpp40). Gene Ontology annotation, cellular component: multimeric ribonuclease P complex; ribonuclease MRP complex. Gene Ontology annotation, molecular function: ribonuclease MRP activity; ribonuclease P activity. Gene Ontology annotation, biological process: endonucleolytic cleavage in ITS1 to separate SSU-rRNA from 5.8S rRNA and LSU-rRNA from tricistronic rRNA transcript (SSU-rRNA, 5.8S rRNA, LSU-rRNA); tRNA 5'-leader removal. The record is from RefSeq and is a predicted model, not a curated record. Lineage: Eukaryota; Metazoa; Chordata; Actinopteri; Perciformes; Gasterosteidae.
GGGGCGGAAACCCCCGACACGAAGUGCGUUGUAGCGUGUUAGCUCUCUGGUUACUGCUCGUGGGGGGACUUGAUGGGUUAUGAAGACCUAGUUAACUUCUUUGUAGGAUGUUCGGGGAUCUGGAGCGGAACCCCCGGAGUCUGCUGGUCUGUGAUCGGUCCAGUUUCCUGGAUGACAAGAACCGACUGAGCUCUCAGGUGGAGCAGCUGCACUUCAACUACAAGGUGUCCAUGCUGCUACCUGAGUGUAGCUCCACCCCCUCCCACCUGGAAGCUGUUCUUAACAGUAUUGACAGUUUCUACCUUAUCAGGAAUCUGCCGAUACACGAGCUGCUGGACAAACACUUCCUGGAGACCGCUGUGCACCAUGGAGGUGUAUCCGGUUUGUCCUACCGGACCAGGAUCGAUGAAGACAACUGUGUCGCCCUGCUGCCAAGCGGUCGCCUGUCUCUCUCUCUGGAUAAAGACUCCUUUGAGUUGUUGGGAGUUGAAGGGAAACCGUCCAGAUUUAACCACCGAACAAACAGCAGAUUUGUUGUGUCAGUCGAUUUGACUGACAGCAGCAUGGCUCCUGGUGGGCGGGGCUACCAGAGAUUCGUGACAGGUCUGAGGUCACGCCUCAAACUGAAGACGGACUUCCUGCUGUCACAUCCAGGGGGUGGAGCCUCACUGCAGGCCCUCCUCUCUCGCUAUGAUUGGUCAGAGCACAGACCUGAGAUCCAAAGCCACACCCUGAUAGACUUUACCUGUCCCUUGCUAACCUCUGACCUGCAGUCAUGUGACCCCCACUGCCUUUUGGAGUGGCUCGGGGCUGUGGAUGCCCACGUCAGCUGUGAGAACUUGUCCAGCAGCUUCCUGUCCUCAUUUGUCUGUCCUGAGCCGAAGGCGACAACAAGUCGAGCUCUGAGCGUCUCCGUUCGCGGACUUCUGCGUCCUCAAGGCGUCCACAGACUCAUCCAGCAGAUCAGGUUGUACCUGGAGCAGCCUCAGGUGGAGUCAUGGGCCUCGCUCACGGUACAUGGAUUUGUUGACAGUCCGGUUUCGUGGAGUGAAGAAGAACACGGUGUCCUCAGAGGUGGCGAGAACUUCUACAGCCUGCUGAUGUUCCCUGACCAGACCUACCACCUCCACUUGGGGACAGGAGCCCACGACACCUGUCCUCCAUGACCACACCUGUCCUCCCUGAUGAUGUCACCAGCAGCUUGUUUCAGUUUUAAAUGAAUCUGUGACAUCAGGUUUUGUUGUAGAAACCAGUUUCAGAUCUGUAUUUUGAUUUGAAGCAUACUAAAAUAAAGAAAACCAUUUUAGUUGAAACAGUAAAUAUUUCAGACUGAGACUGAUUCUUUUUAGGCCCCUGGGGCCAGAAUCAUAAGGACUGAUUUGAAGGUGUAAACCCCCCUCCCCCGUUUUUCUAUCUCAUUUGUCCUAAAAUAAAUGGAUUUCUCAGCAUAUUUGAAAUUGGUUAAUACUAAUUUGCUUAUGACAUUUUGAUGUGCUUCUGAUGACAUCACUGCUUGGAAAUAAAGUUUCUAUCUUUCGAAUUUA